Messenger RNA from Trichomonas vaginalis G3, 711 nucleotides. RefSeq names its product inorganic diphosphatase protein. The coding region runs from base 1 to 711 and encodes 236 amino acids. Gene Ontology annotation, molecular function: inorganic diphosphate phosphatase activity; magnesium ion binding. Gene Ontology annotation, biological process: phosphate-containing compound metabolic process. The transcript has a single exon. Lineage: Eukaryota; Parabasalia; Trichomonadida; Trichomonadidae. Gene Ontology annotation, cellular component: cytoplasm. The record is from RefSeq and is a predicted model, not a curated record.
AUGGCUCUUGUAUCCAGAUCCGAACGUGGAACAUUUAACGGAGGAAUUUAUAUGCCUGGUCAUGAAGAAGAUUGCCGUGCAUAUACAGAAGCUUUAAUUGAUAAAGUUAAUGAUGAACAGAACAAUGAAAAAGUGAAAUACGAGCGUAAGCUCUUCCAAGCCCACCCAUUACAUGGUGUGUCAAUCGGAAAAGACUAUCCAGAUAUUGUUGCAGCAGUUAUUGAAAUCCCUGCAGGAUCUAGAGUCAAAACAGAGCUUGAUAUUGCAACCGGACUACUUUGCGUCGAUAGAAUACUACAUUCUUCUACAGUUUAUCCAGCUAACUAUGGAUUUAUACCGGAAACUCUUGCAGGCGAUACAAAUCCAUUGGACAUAGUUGUUUUGUCAUCUAUCGCAGUUCCUGCACGUUCAAUCAUGCAUGCUCGUCCGAUAGGUAUUGUUGGUAUGACAAAUAAUGGAAAAAUCGAUGAAAAAGUCAUAGCUGUUUCAAUUGGUGACCCAGAGUACAACUUUUACACUGAUAUUACUCAGCUCCCACCAUUUAAACUCAUAAUGAUCAACCAGUUCUUCAUUGAUUAUAAGAAACUCGAGCGCGCAAAUGUAAUUGUCCAGAAACCGAAAUCAGCAGAUGUUGCCAAACGUGUUGUUACUCAAUGGCAUGAAAACUACCUUAAGACAUACAAUCUUCUAGAUUCGACUGAAAAGAAAUAG